AUGAAGUCCAUUUCCACUCUGUCCCUGGCACUCCUCACUACCCUCGCUCUCAGCACCAUCCACCCAAUAACCGCCGCCGCACUCCCUCACCCUCUCAACUCAUCCUCCAACAACGACAACACAACAAUCUCAACCGCCGCCACCGCAUCCCGUGCAGGCUUCUUCGAGUCCCUCCAAUCCCCCUCCUCCUCCACCACCACCGGCAGCCACGCAACCUCAGCCUCAAACCCCCUCAUCAAAAACUUCAUAAUCCCCAACGAAACCGGCCCCUCCAGUUGGAGCUGCAGCUACAUGACCCAAUCCAUCACCUCAACCUCCCAGGGGACCUCAAUCGCCAUCGGCAAGAAAUCUCACAGAAAACAAUUCUCUUGCGGAGAGCUCAUCUCGCGCGAGACAAACCUCAACUAUGGCCGCUACUCGGUCGACAUGAUCUCGACAAAUACAAAGGGCCACGUCUCGGGCUUCUUCCUCAUCGCCCCAAAUGGCGCCUCAGAGAUCGAUAUCGAGUUGACGGGUCUGAACUCAACAGUCGGGUGGAUGAAUGUCUGGAAGAAUGGGGCCCAACAUCCUAUCAAGAUCCCGCUGGGCUUUGAUGCGUCCAAGGGUUGGCACACUUAUACUAUCGAGUGGAGGAAGGAGUAUUUGGCUUGGUAUGUCGACAACAAGCUGGUCUACAAACGAUCCGAUGUCGCUACACUGGACCCGCGCAAGAACUUGUACAAGCUGGCUUUGAACUCUUGGACAAACCAGGGCAAUGACCAGUGGGCUGGUCGCUUCUCGUUGCCCUCUGGAGGAAAGGAGGUGAAGACCCAGUUCCGCAACCUUCGUUACAAUCCUUAG
This is a messenger RNA of Linnemannia hyalina, 840 nucleotides long. The record is from the annotation of a GenBank genome assembly. NCBI's taxonomy places the organism in Eukaryota, Fungi, Mortierellomycota, Mortierellomycetes, Mortierellales, Mortierellaceae.